GUGCGUUGCCAAAGGGAAUCAGUUUUCACACUAGAACCGUUGGGCCACAAGCUCGCUUUGUAAGUUCCCUGGCGCAGUUUGCUGGCACUUUUUGAUCACCCGCGCAACAAGAUGGCACUCCGCGGGCUCCGAGUGGCGUCAAAGGCGCGACGCGCCCACGCAUGGAGGAGGCAGCCAACGCAUGGGCAUGGCCCGGGGGAGGACGGACAGAAGGCGCGCGCCGCCCUGCGCCGCGUCGGCGUUAACGGACGGGCCAGGGCAGUCGGCGACGUAGGCCGACCGCGGCCGCGCCAAGCGGCCGGCGUUCUGAGCGGUGCCGGCCUGACAAGGUCUCGGCCCCGGCUUCGCAAAGACCGAGGACGACUACAGGCCCCCGAACGAGAAAAAGGGCGGGCCGGGCCGUAGGCGAGGCCAAACGCAAGCGAACUUUAUUCCGCUCUCCAUGUUUUGCGAGCACUGCCACGCAGCCCCAAAAUAAAGCAAGGGCUUCGGCGUGAGGCGCCACACCGCGCCCGACCUGGUUCGGCUGCCCCUGAUCGAUUCACGCG
Messenger RNA from Amoebophrya sp. A120, 548 nucleotides. Lineage: Eukaryota; Dinophyceae; Syndiniales; Amoebophryaceae. The record is from the annotation of a GenBank genome assembly.